UAGUAUAUUUGAAAUAGAUGGAGAGGCAAAAAUGGUUAACGAAUAUUCAGUUUCGCCAACAUCUAUUUGGAAAUAUUGUAUGAGACUUUUGCGAUGGCUGAUGUAACGGAAGAAAAGCUUUCCAAGAAGGAGUUAAAGAUACGUUUAAAAGCAGAACAGAAAUUAAAUGAAAAAGCAGUAAAAGAAGCAGAAAGGGUUACAAAAGAAGUUGAAAAUGCACAAGCAAAGAAGAUUCCUGUUAAAACUCUAGAGAAAAAGGCUAUUAAAGAAGAAGAAAUCAAUCCAAAUGAAUAUUUUAAGCUGAGAACUCAAGCAAUUGAACAACUUAAAGCUGCAAAUGAACAUCCAUAUCCACAUAAGUUUAAUGUAUCAAUUUCAUUAGAAAAUUUUAUUGAAAAGUUUAGUUCUGUCGUAAAAGAUGGAGAAAUUCUUGAGAAAGAAAUUUAUAGCAUAGCUGGUCGUGUACAUGCAAUACGAGAGUCUGGAGCCAAACUUAUUUUUUAUGACCUUAGAGGAGAGGGUGUUAAAAUACAAGUAAUGGCAAAUGCAAGACAUUAUGAAGGAGAAGAUAAAUUUGCUAAGGACACAUUCAAAAUUAGGAGAGGCGACAUAAUCGGCGUAAUUGGAAAUCCUGGAAAAACCAAAAAAGGAGAAUUUUCUAUUAUGUCAAAAAGUAUUACUCUUCUUACACCUUGUUUGCAUAUGUUACCGCAUCUUCAUUUUGGAUUAAAAGAUAAGGAAACAAGAUACCGUCAACGUUAUUUAGACCUUAUUUUAAAUGACAGAGUGCGACUAAUAUUUUACAUUCGAGCGAAAAUAAUUGCAUAUGUGCGUAAAUUGGAUGAAUUAGGUUUCUUAGAAGUUGAGACUCCUAUGAUGAGUAUGAUAGCUGGAGGUGCUACAGCCAAACCUUUUGUUACUCAUCAUAAUGAAUUAAAUAUGGAUUUGUAUAUGAGAAUUGCUCCAGAACUUUAUCACAAGAUGUUAGUUGUUGGUGGUAUAGACAGAGUUUAUGAAAUUGGUAGACAGUUCCGAAAUGAAGGCAUUGACAUGACGCAUAAUCCUGAAUUUACGACAUGUGAAUUUUAUAUGGCUUAUGCUGACUAUUAUGAUCUCAUGUCUAUUACAGAAAAUAUGAUUUCUGGAAUGGUAAAAGCUAUUCACGGUAGUUAUAAAUUACUGUAUCAUCCGAAUGGACCUGAUGGUGAAGUAGUAGAAAUAGAUUUUACACCUCCAUUUAAACGGAUAUCCAUGAUGAAAACUUUAGAGGAAAUUUUGGAAGUAAAAUUACCUGAUGCUGAUAAGCUUGAUACAUUGGAAGCUAAUACAAUGCUUAAUGAUCUUUGUGUAAAACAUGAUAUUGAGUGUCCUCCACCAAGAACAACUGCCAGGUUAUUAGAUAAACUCGUUGGGGAAUUUAUAGAAAAAAGAUGCAUAAACCCUACUUACAUAUUAGAUCAUCCACAAGUAAUGUCUCCGUUAGCUAAAUGGCAUCGUUCAGAUGCAGGUCUUACAGAACGAUUUGAGUUAUUUAUUAUGAAGAAAGAAAUCUGUAAUGCAUAUACAGAAUUAAAUGAUCCCCUAGUGCAAAGAGAAAGAUUUGAACAACAAGCAAAAGAUAAAGCAGCAGGAGAUGAUGAAGCACAAAUGGUAGAUGAAAAUUUCUGUACUUCCUUAGAAUAUGGAUUACCCCCAACUGCAGGUUGGGGAAUGGGUAUAGAUCGACUAUGCAUGUUUUUGACGGAUUCAAAUAAUAUUAAGGAGGUAUUACUGUUUCCAGCCAUGAAACCAGAUGAACAAAACAUAAAAAAUAAAUCAAUGUUUGAAGAUCCGUCUAAUGACAACAUUAAAGAGUCUUGUGAAAAAUAAUGAAAAACUUUUAUCUUUUAUACUAAUCCACAGAAGAUUUAAUAAAAUAUUACAGUUAUUAUACAAACUAAAUAAAUUAAUGUCAUAAAGAAUAA
Messenger RNA from Vespa mandarinia (Asian giant hornet), 1964 nucleotides. RefSeq names its product Lysyl-tRNA synthetase (gene LysRS). Gene Ontology annotation, cellular component: aminoacyl-tRNA synthetase multienzyme complex; cytosol; cytoplasm. Gene Ontology annotation, biological process: lysyl-tRNA aminoacylation. The record is from RefSeq and is a predicted model, not a curated record. Gene Ontology annotation, molecular function: lysine-tRNA ligase activity; ATP binding; tRNA binding. NCBI's taxonomy places the organism in Eukaryota, Metazoa, Arthropoda, Insecta, Hymenoptera, Vespidae.